Diospyros lotus (date-plum) is the source of this 1987-nucleotide messenger RNA. Its product is annotated as iridoid oxidase-like. The record is from RefSeq and is a predicted model, not a curated record. The transcript is spliced from 4 exons. Lineage: Eukaryota; Viridiplantae; Streptophyta; Magnoliopsida; Ericales; Ebenaceae. The coding region runs from base 287 to 1828 and encodes 513 amino acids. Gene Ontology annotation, molecular function: oxidoreductase activity, acting on paired donors, with incorporation or reduction of molecular oxygen; heme binding; iron ion binding.
CAAACCUUGCAAGACCGCUUAACUACUUGCUAAUUAACCUUCUUUUGGACGGUUGAUUAAGUGUGAAAGGGUACUAUAAAUGCAAGUGCAAGCUUAUUGGCUGAUUAGAGAAUGAAGAGAAGGAAAUCAAAAGAAAGGAAACCCAGAAUCUUAGAUUGCAUAUCUUAACACACCUGAAAGCCUGAAAAGGGUUAUAUUGUCUGCAUAAAUUAGGGUUUAUGCAACCACUUGGCCGAGCUAGCUAGACAAGGGAAUCUCCAUUAGUGUUUCGAUUAAGAUUCUGAAGAUGGAAUACGAAAUACUGGGCUUGGUUCUUGGUUUGUUGCUUUGGGUUGCUUGGGCUAUAGCCAUAGAGCGUCGCCUCCGCCGUAGCCACGAAGAUGUGAGCCAGCUACCCCCAGGACCGAGAAGCUUGCCAGUGGUCGGCAAUAUCUUCCAACUUGGUUGGUCUCCCCACGAGUCAUUCGCCAUGCUAGCUCGUAAGCAUGGGCCCAUCAUGACUCUGCAGCUCGGCUCGAUGAGCACGGUAGUGAUCUCAUCUAGCGAGGUGGCUCGAGUCAUGUUCAAGAACCAUGACGUAGUUCUAGCUGGACGAAAAAUAUAUGAAGCUAUGAAAGGUGACUAUGGAAAUGAAGGAUCAUUGAUCACAGCCCAAUAUGGCCCACAUUGGAGGAUGCUUCGGCGGCUCUGCACCUCCGAAUUCUUCCUCACUGGUCGCCUCGAUGCCACCAGGGAGGUUCGUCGCCGUUGCAUUGACCGGAUGGUGGAGUUCGUAGCAGAAGCUAGUGCGUCCGGGACGAAGGCCAUAGAUGUGGGGAGGUUCAUUUUCUUGAUGGCUUUCAAUCUCAUCGGAAACCUCAUGUUCUCGAGAGAUCUUUUGGACCCCAAAUCGGAGAGAGGGGAAGAGUUCUUCUACCACGCUGGGAAGGUGAUGGAGUUUGCCGGAAAACCCAAUGCGGCAGAUUUCUUGCCUGUUCUGCGAUGGCUUGAUCCUCAGGGGAUAAGGAGGAAGACUCAGUUUCAUGUGGAAAAAGCAUUUGAAAUUGCAGGAGGGUUUAUCAAGGAAAGAAUGGGAGACGAAAAUGGUCGUGAAGGGAGGAGCAGAGAUUUCUUGGAUGUGCUUUUGGAGUAUAGAGGCGAUGGAGUCGAGGGGCCUCUUAGGUUUUCUUCAAGAACCAUCAACGUCAUUGUCUUUGAGAUGUUCACGGCGGGGACCGACACCACCACCAGCACACUGGAGUGGGCAAUGGCGGAGCUCCUCCACAACCCUCAAACCCUCCAAAAACUCCAGGCCGAGCUGCGAGCUGCCGUCCCGCCAAACGCCAAGCUCGAAGAGAAACACAUGGACAAUCUCCCCUACCUCAAAGCAGUGAUCAAAGAGACGCUUCGGCUCCACCCGCCUCUCCCCUUCUUGGUCCCUCACAUGGCCAUGGCAUCCUGCAAAAUCCUCGGCUUCCACAUCCCCAAAGAGACCCAGAUCCUCGUCAAUGUCUGGGCCAUCGGCCGCGAUCCCAAGAGCUGGAAGGAACCAUUGUUUUUCCGGCCGGAGAGGUUCUUGGAGCCGGAGAUGACGGAGGUGGACUACAAGGGGCAGCAUUUCGAGUUCUUGCCGUUCGGGUCAGGCCGGCGGAUGUGCCCGGCGGUGCCGCUGGUUUCGAGGGUCCUGCCGCUGGCUCUGGGCUCGCUCUUGAAGUCGUUUGAUUGGGUUCUGGGCGACGGCGUCCGGUCAGAAGAAAUGGAUAUGACGGAGAGGAUGGGGAUUACGCUGAGGAAGGCGGUUCCGCUAAAAGCGAUACCAAUUCCAGUAGGAAACAAAGCAGAAGCUUAGUUGCAGGGCUACGAUGAUGGUAUAUAUGGUGUGUCGUAUAUGCAAUAUGUAUGUAUGUAUGUUUGUAUGUAUGUAUGUAUGUAUUAAACAUAUAAAUGGUGUCAUUAUUCCCGUGAACUUUUAUUUUUAUAAAAUCUUAAACUUGGCAUUAUUCUAAAA